Messenger RNA from Haliotis rubra (blacklip abalone), 1948 nucleotides. Its product is annotated as hydroxyacylglutathione hydrolase, mitochondrial-like. The record is from RefSeq and is a predicted model, not a curated record. Lineage: Eukaryota; Metazoa; Mollusca; Gastropoda; Lepetellida; Haliotidae. The transcript is spliced from 9 exons. Gene Ontology annotation, molecular function: hydroxyacylglutathione hydrolase activity. Bases 42 to 977 code for a protein of 311 amino acids.
GUAAUAUCACCGGCGCUGUCUGCACAGACGGCAGAAACAGUAUGAACAGAGCAGGCGCACGCUUAGUAAGAAUUGCCGCUAUUCUUAAAAACAAAAACGUUAAGCCAUUACCCCAGAAGGUGCUGUGUAGAAAUUGUCACUCCCGAGAACUGUUAAUAUCCCAGUCCGACAUGAGAGUGAAACUAAUCCCAGCGCUUGAGGAUAACUAUAUGUACCUCCUGAUUGAUGAAGACACCAAACAGUGUGCUGCAGUCGAUCCAGUUGAACCAGAGAAGAUAGUCUCGGCUGUGAAGGAAGAGGGUGUGUUACUGAAUGCUGUGCUGACAACACAUCACCACUGGGAUCAUGCUGGUGGGAAUGAGAAACUCACCGCUCUUGUUGGAAAAACAAUCUAUGGUGGAGAUGACAGAAUCGGAGGACUCACCAACAAGGUCGAACAGGGUGAUGAGUUCAAGAUCGGCAGUUUGAAAGUGAGGUGCCUGUUUACGCCAUGCCACACGUCUGGCCACAUCUGCUAUCUUGUGACUGGGAAGGAGGGAGAAGCCCCUGCAGUUUUCACAGGGGACACACUGUUCCAAGGUGGCUGUGGGAAAUUCUUUGAAGGGACAGCAGAGCAGAUGCACAAGGCCUUGAUAAAGACCUUGUCUGUACUGCCACAGGAAACAAAGGUGUACUGUGGCCAUGAGUACACAGUGUCGAAUCUGAAGUAUGCCGCCCAUGUGGAACCAGCAAGUGAGGCAGUGGCAAGCAGGCUGGCCUGGGCUCAGAAUCAGAGAGCCAAGCGUGAAGCAACAGUGCCAUCCACAAUUGGAGAAGAGAUGCUUAUAAAUCCUUUCAUGAGAGUCAGUGAGGCCAGUGUGCAGACCCACUGUAAGGAGACUGACUCUGUCAAGGUGAUGGCCUUCCUCAGGAAUGAGAAGAACCAGUUUCUGACCCCCAGUAUAAUGGCACCAUGGACUGAUCUCCACACACUGUGAUGGACAAUGCAACCCAUUACAGCAUCUAUGCUCCACUGUUCCUCAAGAUGCUAGAAUUUCAAUUCAGCUUCUAAUAUAACAAUGAAACAAAUAUAUUCAGCAAAUACCUUGGAAUCUUUUUACAUUGGGUGUUAAUUGUUAUCCUAAUGGCAGAUGACAGGUGGAGAAAGAGCUCUGAUUAAUUACUGUAAUCAUGUGGAUGGGAGUGGCAAUGCAAAUAUUUACAAUGUAUGUAUUCUAAAUCAUUUAUGUUAAAAAAUGUUACUAUUUCAGCUUUACAAGGCCAAGUUCACACAAAAAUAACCCUAUUUACUUCAUAACCCAUGGGUUUACCGGUAACUCUGGCUUGUUUGCCUCACAAAACAAAGGCCUCAUGAUGGCCUGGCAUUUCAACUUUCUGUUGAGCAUUCUAAAAUUGGAGAAAAAUGAGCAUAUCUUUUCACUCAUUACUUAAUUCCCAAAUUGCAUCUUGUUUCAUAUCAGAAAAUAUUCAUUUUUGAGCAUACACUUCCCCUAUAAAUCAUGUUUAGUUUCUGCUGUUAAAUGUAGCCGCUGUCAACAGUUUAGUCUGUCUCACAGUCCUGAACCACAUUAUUUCCCCUUCUACCUGGCCCUUUCUGCAAUGCUAAAAUAUUGCUGAUGUGACGUUAAAUUUUAACUCACUCACUCACUGCAAUGCUGAAGCCCUAAAUGAAGCAUUUCUAGAUUUCUUCUGAAUCUCUGGUCUCCCUGGGGCUCCUUUUCAAUUUAAAUGUGUUUGUUACUAUCAAAAUGAUAUAUAUUCAGAGAAUAAGUGCUAGUCCGUCAACAGCUGUGACGUGCAUGUGUCGAGAGAUGCAGACACCAGAUAAAUGCUUGAUUCAUGCACAGGUAAUGAGGAUGUGACUUUGUAUACAUAUAUAUCAUGGUUUUGAUGAUUUUAUUUUACUCAUAAAACACAAAGAGUCAUAUUAAAGACAUAAAAUAAACAA